Molecule: messenger RNA, 3497 nt
Organism: Cynoglossus semilaevis (tongue sole)
Lineage: Eukaryota; Metazoa; Chordata; Actinopteri; Pleuronectiformes; Cynoglossidae
Gene: gfod1
Product: glucose-fructose oxidoreductase domain containing 1
Exons: 4
Coding region: 1702-2889 (395 amino acids)
Molecular function (GO): nucleotide binding
Source: RefSeq, a predicted model, not a curated record
AAUGUAUACAUACAUAUAUAACAUAUAUGAACACUGUGAGGAUAAUUCCGUCAAUGAAAUAGCAGUAUUAUUGAGGUUUUGUUUUUUGUUUUUUCACCUCAGUACUGCAGAGCAAAACAGUAGUAACAUUGUGUUUUUAGCGCCAAUGUUGCACACAGAAAUGUAACGGUAUUACUGAGAGAUGGAAGCCAAUCAAAGUCAAAGGUUCACGUUAAUGUUCUGUUGUUUACCUUCUCCUCUUGCACAAGCUGCAUCGCCCCCAACUGGACAAUGGAAAAUCCUACAUCAACAUGUCUGAUCUAGGCUGGUCACAUGGUCACAUACGAACCGCACCAAACAUCUGAUUCAAUUAGAGCGUGACCAUGACAGGGAAGAGGAGGUAGAGUAUUCCCAGGCACGUGUUUUCAAGUUUAUUUCAGACAAAUGGUUUGCAGCACAGUUUUUAGAAUACUGCACUUUUGUGCAGACUUUCAGUUUCUCUCGCAGUAACUUCAGGAUCACAGAUCUGAGCUUGGUGGUGCUUCUUUGUGAUUCUUGCCAAAAAAGAUCUAUUUCAGAUAUGGUGAGACAAUAUAAAGAUAAAUGUUAAAAAAAUAUAAAGAGAGAGUCAUCACUAUCAGUUUACCUACUAUAAUUAUAAUAUUAGAUAUGAACUUUUUUUAAAUUGAUUUCACUCGUGUAACUUGUACUGCUGCAAGUUGUAGUAAAUAUAUUAUGGUGCAUUUGUUAAGUCAUUUCCUUCCCCAAAACGAUACAGCUCUACAUACUACAAUACUACUACAAUACCAAGCUAUCGCUUAAGUAAAUCCAGUUGUUAAGGGGUUAAAUAGGGUGGAAACGAGCUAAGACCUGUGUCAAGGAACUUUUAUAAACAUACACAGAGGAAAGCCCGGAAAUUGGUAACGAUUUGGUUUAAAAAGGCAUUAAUUGCAUAUUCACGACAGAUGGAUAGAUAUACAUCAGUAAUGUAAUAUUAGCUCUCCUGGCUCAUUGGUGUGGGUUUAAAAUCUUGUUAAAAGUAAUAGUUGUAAAUAAGGAAGGAUUUAAUGUACAUUAUUUUACACAAUUGCUUUUACAAUACACAAUUUUACACACCUCGCGGUAUCACUGCUUUUAUUUUGAAAGUCUCCGUCACGUAACACUUCCGGUGACGCCGCUGCUAUUGACUGCUCAGCAGGAUCAUCUACAGAAGCCUUAGCCCAACAACUGCUGCUGCUGCUGCUGGUGCUGCUGCUACAGCCUGCAGGGUUUGGGCCGAGGCGGUGUUUGCGUCCUCCUGCUGGAUCUAGGAAUUCUUCCGUGGCUGUUUUGUUUUCUUUUCCUGGUACAUGUGAAGGCAGGAAAAUAAACCAGCGUGCAGGAACGUGACAUGCGCUGCACCUGGCGCAGUCGCUGCGCUGACCGCUGUCAGACUUGUGUUGACCGGUACCGUAGGUUUACAUUUCCAUUCUAAAGAUCUAACGGCGUCUGUGAUAUUCCUGGAUCAUAUUCCGCGUAGGAUACGAGCAGUAAAUGCCCGGAGGUGCGACGGGAGAAUGCUGCACGAUGGCUGUUUGGCUGCAGGUGGAUGGCCAACCUGACGGUCCCAGCUGCCGUUCUGCCGUCUCUGCCGCUGCCGACGCCGCAGCACGGCAUCGCUGGGUUCUCAGCACCGAGUAAAAACCAACACAAAGCCCGAAGGCACUGCAGCAAAGCAGAGCCAUGCUCCCCGGGGUCGGCGUGUUCGGCACUAGCCUAACAGCCAGAGUGAUCAUCCCGCUGCUGAAGAAUGAGGGCUUCGCCGUCAAAGCGCUGUGGGGCCGCACUCAGGAGGAGGCGGAGGAGCUGGCCAAGGAGAUGAACGUUCCCUUCUACACUAACCGCAUCGACGAUGUGCUGCUGCACCAGGACGUGGACCUGGUCUGCAUCAACCUGCCGCCGCCUCUCACCAGACAGAUCGCCGUCAAAACACUCGGAAUCGGUAAGAACGUUAUCUGUGACAGAACGGCCACGCCACUGGAUGCCUUCAGGAUGAUGUCAGCAGCCCAGUACUACCCCAAGUUGCUGAGCAUUAUGGGAAAUGUGCUGCGUUUCUUGCCGGCCUUUGUACGAAUGAAGGAGCUCUUGGAGGAAGGUUACAUCGGGGAGCUUCUGGUCUGUGAGGCGCAGGUCCACAGUGGCAGUCUCCUGGGGAAGAAGUACAACUGGAGCUGUGAUGACCUGAUGGGAGGUGGCGGUCUGCACUCAGUUGGUAGCUACAUCAUCGACCUGCUGACUUUUCUGACAGGUCAACGUGCGGCGAAAGUCCACGGCUUUCUUAAGACGUUUGUCAAACAGACAGACCACAUCCGGGGGAUUCGCCAGAUCACCAGUGACGACUUCUGCACGUUCCAGAUGGUACUGGAAGGUGGCGCCUGCUGCACCGUGACGCUGAACUUUAACGUGCCGGGAGAGUUCCGUCAGGAAGUGAUAGUUGUCGGAACCGUGGGGCGGUUGAUGGUCACAGGCACGGACCUGUACGGACAGAAGAACAGCGGGGGUGGGGGGAGCAGCGGCGGUCCUGAACUCCUGCUCAAAGACACCACCCCUUUAGAAAAGGCCUCUUUACCAGACAAGGCCUUCAGUGACAUUCCCGCCCCGUAUCUCACCGGGACCAUUCGCAUGAUCCAAGCCGUACGUCAAGCCUUUCAGGACCAGGACGAUCGGCGGACGUGGGACGGGAGGCCCCUGACCAUGGCUGCCACCUUUGAAGACUGUCUGUACGCUCUGUGCGUGGUGGACACCAUAAAGAAGUCCAACCAGUCUGGAGAAUGGCAGAACAUUGUGGUGAUGACAGAGGAACCAGAGGUCAGCCCGGCGUAUUUAAUCAGCGAGGCCAUGCGGCGUAGUAGGAUGUCACUCUACUGUUAGCUCCUGGCUGGAGAUCAAUGAAGGACGGUCAAGUCCGUGUGGUUAUCAUCCACGAGAGCCAUGGCUUUCUGUCGCCUGCCUUUACAGCAGUGUGACGAUCAUCAAUCCUUUAUUUACAAAGGAGACUUUCCCAGUUUUUUUCCCCCUUUUGACGGACGACUGCGGACGCUCUGAGGAGAAAUACUCGUAAAUCAAACAAGGAUGAAAAACAGCCGUGCCGCACAGACAGGGGCUCCAGGAGGAGAACCAAGGAGUCUGUGCUGCGACCAGCCCUGCCCUGGUACGUGACUGGUCCUGGUAUUCAACACCUUACACUGUGGGUCCCAACAUGUGGGUCAGCCAAGGAAGAACGACAGUCUCCUCUCUGUAAACUGUGCCGUUUUAUCUUUGCUAUAGUUUCACCAAGUGAAGGUCAUAGAAAAAGAGCAGCGGGCUUGACGGCUUCAGUUCGUCUUCUCUCUAUGCUUCCUCUGUACGCACGAAACAAGAGAUGGAAAAAAAAAGUAUCAAUAGUUUGGCUCAUGGGCUGUGGCAGAGGUUUAAACUCUGGUUUAUUUAUGCAAGGCUGUAACAGAAAAACAGCUGCAGAAAAUUGCUGCUCCUCCAGC